Molecule: messenger RNA, 1953 nt
Organism: Musa acuminata subsp. malaccensis (wild Malaysian banana)
Lineage: Eukaryota; Viridiplantae; Streptophyta; Magnoliopsida; Zingiberales; Musaceae
Product: polyadenylate-binding protein, cytoplasmic and nuclear
Cellular component (GO): nucleus
Molecular function (GO): mRNA binding
Source: RefSeq, a predicted model, not a curated record
UACGCAUCAGGUGGAUUCUCCAGUCAAGGACAUCGUGUUAAAGGGUCAGAGAUCUUUGUUGGUGGUUUUCCUCGAUCCGUAACCGAGAGUAUAAUCCAUGAGAUAUUUUCUCCUUAUGGGGAGAUUAUUGAGUUGAGGAUGAUCAAGGACCAGGAGGGUAACUCUAAGGGAUUUUGUUUUGUGCGAUUUACAACAAAGGAAGCAGCAUUCAGAGCUUACAAAGAGAACGAUGGAGUUAUGGUCCAUGGAAAGAGUAUUCGUGUUGCUCUUUCUUCAGAUCAAGAUUCCUUGUUUUUUGGAAAUCUUCAUAAAGAUUGGAGCUUGGAAGAAUUUGAUAAAUUGGUUCGCCAGGCAUUUAAAGAUGUGUUGUCAGUAAACCUUGCAAUGUAUCCUAGUGCUGAAGAUUUUGCGGCAGGGAAAAGGAGACUGAAUCGAGGAUUUGCUUUUGUGCAAUUCUCAUCUCAUGCAGCUGCAGCACGUGCAUAUCGCAUUGGAUCAAAAGCAGACUUUCUACUUGCUGGUAAGUGGCAUCCUGUAAUAGAUUGGGCUGAGAAGGAGCCUGAAAUUGAUCCGGAAGAACUAUCAAAGAUUAAGGCUGCUUUCAUUGGAAAUCUUCCAAACGAUGCUGACGAAGAGUAUUUAAAGAAGCUAUUUGAUCCACUAGGAAAGGUUGAGAGGGUGGCACUAUCAAGAAAAGGCCACUUCCCAGUUGGAUUUGUUCAUUUUGCUAAGCGUGCAGAUCUUGAUAAUGCAAUCAAAGAAAUGGAUGGAAAAAUAGUCCAGGGACCCCGUAGAGGUCCAAAGUUUAAGAUCCAGGUUGCAGUUGCAAGGCCUGUAGAAAUGGGCAAACGACCUCGUGAUGAACCAAAAAAUAAGCCUCUUCCUAGGUCCAGAGAUCAGUCUGAUUCUUCGUAUGAUGGCCACAUUUCAGAUUCAUUAGAUCAUAAAUCAAAAGCACCUAGACUUGCUGAUCAGGUACCUGACACUAUUGAUCCAUAUGAAGCAGCUGUUAUCACAUUACCAGCAGUGGUGAAGGAACACCUUCUUCAAGUGUUGCGUGUUGGCAUUGCUACUCGAUAUGAUUUGAAUCUUCGUUGCAUAACUAGUCUCAGAGAGCUUUCAGAGUCAGCAGCUAUUGCUGUCCUUGAUCAGUUUAUGUUAUCGGGUGCUGAUAGACAAGAUAAAGGAGCAUACUUUGCUUCACUGGUUUCCAAGCACCAGGCUGAAAAGUUUGGUCAGCGAGGCAGCACAUCUUACGUGCCACAAAAGACAAGAAAGAUGUUCAGCCUAGGAGCCCGACUUUGUUCAGAAGGAAUUGAUUUGCCCAAGGAAUCUGAGCUGCUUAGCCUAGGAGCCCAGCUUUGUUCAGAAGAAAUUGAUCAUUCUGCUUCUAGGAACAGGUUAUCUCCAGCCCUGUUCCCUUCUUCUUCUUCGUCUUCACUCUAUGAUCGUCCACUGCCAUCUCGAUCAAGCGUAAGGAAAUUGGAAGACAUAACACCAUCUUACCGAGUUCCAGCUUCUUCCAUGCGAUACGGACCUGGUAUAGGAUCCAGCUCGCAUCUGAGCCCCAAGGAACAUCCUGUCGAGCGCCGACAAAUGAAGUUUGAUCCUUUCACAGGCGAACCUUACAAAUAUGAUCCUUUCACAGGCGAACCCAUAAAGCCAGAACCACACGGUCGGCGAUCUGAGAGCUUCUUUUGAUCAGGUUUUAGCAUUCAUUGAUGUGUUAUCAGAGGAGAAGGGGAUAAAAUAUUCGAAGUUUGUUAGAAAGGUCUCGCAUUUAAGCUCUGUCAACCAUUGGCCAUCCGCUCCUGUCUGUCAAAGGUUGAGCACUCUUCCAACUUUGAAGUCACUACUGCUCCACUCUUGCUGGAAAUAUUGUGUGUUGUUCUGAGUUGAACUUGUGUAACAUAGGAGAACCUAAGAAGUCCAUUUUUUAGGGUGUGUUGUUCA